This is a messenger RNA of Paramuricea clavata, 4651 nucleotides long. The record is from the annotation of a GenBank genome assembly. NCBI's taxonomy places the organism in Eukaryota, Metazoa, Cnidaria, Anthozoa, Malacalcyonacea, Plexauridae.
CCACUGUGGAUCAGUCAUCAGGAGAUAACGAUGUUUAAGAUGAAUACAUAAUGUGGACAAACACGUGACUGCAGAGGUAGAAACAUUCUGUUGUUCUGGUGAGUGAACUUCAACCAGGGUAAGUAAAGUCUACAAAGACAAGUUGAAAGUAAUGAAACUAAACUAAACUAACUUUACUUAGACUGAAUAGCUUUAUCAGAUCUAAUUUUUCAAUCAAUGGCGUUCUCAAAAGUUAGUUUGUCAGUAAGCCAGUAACCUACCAUCACAAUACUUGGUCGCUGUAAGAAAAUCUCCGCAGGAAAAUCUUUGAAGAGCACAUCGCUUAGAAAUUCACAUGAUUUCUUCGCUAAACUUGUGUUGUUGCUCUGCAGGCGAGUGUUUGUGGUAGCUAAUACAUGACGGUCACUGUCAGCAAGCGAAAUCCAUGGAAAGCGCCAGUCAGUUUGAAUCUUGAUGUCCUCAACUGUUAAAAGAAGUGAUGAUUUGUUGACAAGUGCACAGCUAGCACUUUGAUUUCUUGUGGAAAUGACAUAUGUCAUUGUAUGGAAAGGACAGCUGGCCAUUUAAUAAAGCUGCAGUUCACUUUACACUAUUGUUCAGCAGUUGGUGAGCAACCACAAUUAUUAGAAGCUGCCACAGAGUGAGAAAAGGCAGAAAAUAAUCAUGUUAAGGCUUUUCAUUAUAUGUAGUAGUCUUUUAUAAUCAGGAAAAAAUAGAUAGAAUUGAGGUUAAUUUUCUUGCCAUAACUGUCAACAGUUCGGAAAUUGAUGUAAUUUUGACCACCGUGGAUCUGGUGACCAGUAAAGUAUAUAUACUGCAACAUACCAAUACCUUCACCCGCAUGCCAUUCCUGUCCCACAGGAAUGGUCUGAAUUUUGUCCACUGAUUUUUGUACUGGAAUUGAAUGUUCCUCUUUUGCAUGUUCAAUAUCUGCCCCUACUUUUUUGUGCAAAAGUUCAGCGUCAGCAGAUUUGACAUCCAGAUCAAAGUCAUUGGUGUGCUUCUCUCUGUCAUAAUGCAGUUGCUCGUCAUCGGAGUCAAGUACUUCAGGUAAACUGAGUAGGUUCGUCAGAACAUCGUCAAUAUACUGGUAUAAAGAUGGAUCCACAUCACGACGUAAAUGAGACAAAAAAUCGACAGCUCCGAUACUAACCAGUGUUUCCAAACCUGAACUGUGCUGUUGAAAGUAAAAAUUGUGUAAAGGGAAUUGCCACCUGAAUGCAAUUCCUGUGACUUGCAGUUGUCUGAUCAUAAGAUUGGAAGAUUUAAAAUGUUGUUGUCCAGAAAAUUUUUUCCUCAUUGGGGUUUGUCGGAAAAGUACUGCCCUUGGCCCCCCUCCCCAAAACAUGGGACCCACGGCGCCACUGGGUUUCUCUAGAUACACAUGUAAAAAUGCACAGGCUGUAAGAAACCUGCAGCAGACAGGAUGUGUUCGCACUGCUUGUUCAGCCUUGUUGACAAGUUGUCAACGCCGGCUUGUUGACAUCUUGCUACAAGGUUGUUCCAACAACUUGUUAUUAUCCUGCAAUUCAACAAUUUGUCAAGUUGUGAGUGACAACAUUGUAGCAACUUGGUAAAAUAACAGCAUUGUUACAACUUGUGACAAGUUUGUACAAGCCUGUUGUGAACACAUCUUGUUGACAAGUUGUGAGAUUUUUAUGUGUGUGCUCUGGUGUGACAAAUGGGAUCAAUAAAAGAUGGCUCCAACUGAAGAGAACAGUUUGGAACAAACAUAGCUACCCAGCAUAAAUAAUGUUUGGUUAAGUUCUACUUUUAAAGGUGAUCUACAGUCCGUAUGUAAACAAAGGCUUUGUUUACAUUAUUGUGUCCAAAAUAUUGAGCUUUAUUCGACAACUAUUUAUAUUUUCAAGCUUCUGGAGUAUAAUAAAUGAUCAAGAAACAACAAUCAGGCUUUUCAAGAACUCAAAACAUAGUUAAACUGUUUGUAUCAUAAAAAGUGGGCUCAUUUGUGCACAUGCGCAGAUCGGACUGUAGAUCACCUUUAAAAAAAAUCAACCUUUGACAAUUUUUCCAGCAGUUGAAGAACGUCUUUUUGCUGCGAACAAGGUCCAAAAUUAAACCAUUCCAACAACUUUAUAAACAGUUCCUUCUUAUGUACAACAUCACCCACACAAAGUAAAUCAUGGUGGAGUUUAAAUAUUAUGUUUUGCAAAGCACGGACACGGAUUUCUUCUACAGAGUGACCUAUAAAUUUAAUAUUGAACAGAACGUAUUGGUGGGUUUGUUAUAUUAGAACAAGCUUUUCGUUGAUAGGGAUGCAACUACCUGAAUAUAUAUAAGCUCAGCUACCAUACAGCAGCCUCAGUCAUCAGAGUGAGAAAAUAAUUUUAAUUUUUCAUUAUAUGUAAGUAGCCUUGUAUUUGGUUGCAAAUAAAAAUGGUUUUGAGAGGCUUGCACUAAUACAUGUCAGAAUUGUCUGUGCCAACACAGGCCAGAUCGAUCUAAGCUUAUUAAAAACAGUGAGGGUUUUCAGGGGUGCCCCUCCAUAACCCUGCUCGGCUGCUCCACCAGUCAAAAUUUUCUGAGAUCACAGACACAAAAUAAAGAGUAAAUAAUGCCAUUUGAAGUGGCUUUACAUUGUCAUAUACUGAUCUCAGGAAUUUUGACAGUGUAAAAGUGUAAAGUAAAACCAAGUAAUUUUAUUAAUAAUAAAUAUGGUCAACAAUUUGUCAACAUUUUACUCAUAAUAUUUGCAAAAAAUAAGCCUACCUAACUUUGUUAUCAAUGGCUGAAUGUCGAUCUCACCAUCAGAUGUCAAUGGUGAUCCAUCACUCAUGAUUUGCUGCAAAAAUAUUUGCUUGUAAACACAGAUACUCUGUUUGUAAACAUUGCAAAUUUUCAUCAAAGCGCGCCAAUGUUUGAAGUAGUGGAAUUGUGUGACGAUAGUUGGAUAAUAGGGGAUAAAUAGAAUGGAUAAAAAUGGAUAAAAGCUGAUACAAGGAAUGACAAUGGAUAUUUAUUGAUAAAAAUGGAUAUCAGUUGAUAAAGGUAAACACAAAUGGAUGGAAGUGAAUAGAUAUGGAUAAGAGUGGAUAUCAAUGGAAAUAAAUGGAUAUGUAAGAAUGAAAAUGAGUAAAUAUAAAUAGAAAUGGAUAUAAAGCGGUAAAGAGGGACACAUAUGGAUGAAAAUGAAUAUCAGUUGAUAAAGAUGAGUACGUGUGGAUAGAAGUGAAUAAAUAUGGAUAAGGAGGAAUAAAAGAGGAUAUCAAUGAACUGAAAUGGGUAUAUACGAAUAGAAGUGGAUAAAAAGGGAUAACGACUCAAAUUAAAAUAUAGUCCUUCUUUAACCCUAUAGAUCCUCCUUCUCUUACGACGCCAUUUUGGAAGUUCGUAUUUUUUCCGAAUCAAAAAUGCUCAGUUCAAGAGCAAUGUCGCCGGGUAUUUCUCGGUUACUUACCGCCACUGUAGUGAACGUAUCACACACAGUAAGAAACCCAACAACAGCGCUGCCUAGUAAGGAGAAAUUUCAAAUUCCAAGCACAGGAUAUGAUGCUUUAUUUCAGUCGGUGAAUGGUUGUGCUCCGGCAGCAACGAAUAAAAUGUUUGGUAAUACAUCUCAAUGUUUUGUUUUGAUAUUAUAGUCUGUAAUUUAAAGUAUUUUAGUUUUUCUUCUACCAUGCAAUUUCGUGAAAUGGUUGAAAUCUCAGAUAUAAACAGUGUCAAUCCUUGAAAAAUUCUAAUAUUUAUAUAUUUCAGGUAAAACUCAAAUGAGAUUCAGCCAUACUGAUGUCCAAGUACCUGACUUCUCAGCAUAUCGCCGUCCAACAUCAAAUGAAAAAGCCCAACCACUUGACGCAGAUAUGAGCAGACGUGCAUUCACUUAUGUUGUUAUGGCAGGUAUGGGUAUUACAGGAUUGCAUGCUGGGAAAAAUGCUGUAACUAAUUUCCUACAAACAAUGUCUGCCAGUGCCGAUGUUUUAGCUUUGGCUAAAAUUGAGGUUGAUCUCACCACAAUUCCCGAAGGGAAGAAUGCCGCCAUGAAAUGGCGAGGUCGUCCGCUCUUUGUUCGUCACAGAACGGCCGCCGAGAUUGAAGAUAGCAAGAAUACAAAUCUUGCCGAGCUACGAGAUCCUGAACAUGAUGACGAUAGAGUCCAGCGACCUGAGUGGUUGAUUUUGCUUGGUGUGUGCACUCAUCUCGGCUGUGUCCCAAUUGCAAAUGCGGGAGAUUUUGGAGGCUAUUACUGCCCAUGUCACGGCUCACAUUAUGAUUCGUCAGGUCGCAUUAGAAAGGGUCCGGCUCCACUUAACCUGGAAAUCCCUGAAUAUUCUUUCCAAGAUGAGAACACUCUUAUUGUUGGAUAAGUUACAAGAGAUACAAUUCUUGCAAAUAAUCGGUGACUGAAGUCUAUACAGAAUCUGUGGAACUGCUGUAUUUUAAUUUCAAAAUGUUACUUUAAGGCUUUUCUACAGUUUUAUCAUGCUAUAAAUAUAUUUUGAAAAUGGUUAUUUAAAAAGUGAAAAUUAAUAAUGUUUUAGGCAUAUUUCUAUUAACCAUGUUAAAGCAAAUUGCAUGUUUAUUUUGGGAUUUAAUCUAUUUUGUUUCAAAGAUCAAAAAAUAUUUGAGUGAAAAAUAAAACACUACCAUUCAACCUUCUGUCAACUCUUGAACUUGGCUGGAUUUGCAGGGG